Molecule: messenger RNA, 2586 nt
Organism: Ylistrum balloti
Lineage: Eukaryota; Metazoa; Mollusca; Bivalvia; Pectinida; Pectinidae
Product: serine/threonine-protein kinase DCLK2-like
Exons: 8
Coding region: 1-2586 (861 amino acids)
Biological process (GO): intracellular signal transduction; protein phosphorylation
Molecular function (GO): ATP binding; protein kinase activity
Source: RefSeq, a predicted model, not a curated record
AUGACCACUAGUAUGUCAAGACGUGUUUAUAACUUUAACGUGGCCCAACCUGCCAUUUCGCAGACCCACAAGGAUAUCACAGAUGAUAAGAUGAGAGAACUUCGUCGGGCACGUAAGGUACGUUUCUAUGUCAACGGGGACCGUUUCUUCAAGGGAAAGAAGAUGUACAUUACGCCUCAUCGUUACUUUAACUUCAGUGACCUUUUAAAUGACCUCACUGGAAAAUUACCUUCCUCUGUUGGUUUACCAUAUGGCGUGCGUCAGAUCUUUACCCCUUCUGGUGGCCGACGUGUCAAGGACCUGGAGGACCUUGUGGAUGGUCAGACUUAUGUUUGUGCUGGGUUUGAAGGAUUCAAGGCACAAGUGAACUAUGGCCAACAGAACAUGGAGCCAUGGUCAAUGGAAGUGGGAAGACGCAACAUGAAUGGAAAGAGAUCACGACCACACAACCAUGACCUGGAAGGCGAUGGCAUGUAUGGAAGCUAUCGUGGGGGCAGAGCCUAUGGGGCAUUUCAGCCUGGGCCCUAUCUCCAAAAGAGCACAGGGCACCGUAGAUACCCUGGAACAUUUGGCAUGGCCAAUAAGGGUUCUUACCUUCCUAAUUCCGAUGUGGGACAGAUCAAACCCAAAGUUGUUACGAUUGUGCGGAAUGGUGCCCGACCAAGAAAUAAUAUCAAGAUUCUACUGAAUCGCCGUAGUGUACAGUCAUUUGAGCAGCUCAUGUCUGAUGUUUCUGAAGCGUUUGGUCCUAAAUAUAGGAAUAACAAAUUGGAAAAACUAUUUACUAUUCGGGGUAGAGAGGUUCAAGGAAUUUCUGACUUUUUCCGUGAUGAUGAUGUGUUUGUGGCUGUGGGCAAUGAGAGGUUAUCAGAGGGGGAUCUCAUUGAUAUUGUAGAGGAGAUCUAUCCUCCUGACUCACACACUGCAAAAAUGAUUCUAAAAGAUUUGGAAAAACAGAAGCGGAAACGUCAGGCGCAUCAUCUCAAGGAGCCAGAGAGUGACAAGCGUGACAGUGGUUUUGGUGAAGGAAGUGAUGGCAGUAACAGGGAUCUCGAUACCAAUGACCACAUCAUAUAUAAAGGUCGCCCACUUGAGAAAGGUCGGCGCAGGCACGAGUAUCCCAAAAGUGACGCGUUAGCCAACCGGUUAGAAAAAGACAAAGACAAGGCAGCAUACGAGGAACGUGAUCGUGCUAAGCGACGGCAACAACACCGAAUGGAAGCUGAACGUCGAGCGUUGGAUGAUGAACGUCGAAAAAGGGGCCUAGUCCCCAAAGGAACAGAUGAACAGUUCAAACGUUCAAAGGAACAGAGAGAUCGUGAGAAAGAAGAACUAAGAAGGAAAAAAGAAGAAGAGAGACAAAGGAGAUUAGAAGAGGAAGAAAAAGAAAGACAGAAACAUGAGCAGGAAAGAGAAAAGGCAUUAGAAGCAGCCAGAGAAAGACGAGCUGCAGCAGAAAAGGCUGAAAGAGAAAAGGCAGAAAAAGACAAAGCAGAAAAAGAAAAGGCUGAAAAGGAAAAAGAGAAAAAUAGGGAAAAAGAUGGAAAAAGUGAAAAGGAGGAUAAAGAAGGAGGUGAUAAAGAAGUGCAGAAAAAGAAAAAAUCGAAAUCUAAGAUUGUACGCAAAACUAAAUUUGAGCGUCAGGUUAGUGGUGACAGCCAUAUACUAAGUAAAUAUGAUUUAGGUAAAACUCUUGGUGAUGGCAACUUUGCUGUGGUGAAGCAAGCAACUCUUAAAAACACUAAAAAUGAAUUUGCUAUGAAAAUAAUUGACAAAGCGAAGUUGAAGGGUAAGGAACAUAUGGUGGAAAAUGAAAUAGAGAUCAUGAAAGACUGUCACCAUCCGAAUAUUGUCAAACUUUAUGAAGAAUAUGAAACUGUUGACAAAAUCUACCUCGUCAUGGAACUUGUAAAGGGUGGAGACUUGUUUGACGCUAUCACCCAGAGUGUCAAGUUUGGUGAAGUAGACUCAGCACACAUGGUCAAGGAUCUGUGUAAUGCCCUAUUUUAUCUCCACUCACGGUCAAUUGUACAUAGAGAUCUCAAACCCGAGAACCUUUUGGUGCAUCGAAAUAAAGACAAUACAAUUACACUGAAGUUGGCUGACUUUGGUUUGGCCAUGGAUGUGAAGGACCCAAUAUAUACUGUGUGUGGCACUCCGACUUAUGUAGCGCCAGAAAUACUCUCAGAAAUAGGUUACGGCCUGGAGGUAGAUAUGUGGGCAGUGGGUGUCAUCUGUUACAUUCUGUUAUGUGGAUUCCCUCCCUUUAGAAGCGCAGACCGAAAUCAGACAGAAUUGUUUGAGUUCAUCAAAGGAGGAGAAUAUGAAUUUCUUAGUCCCUACUGGGACCAGAUAUCUAAAGGUGCCAAGGACCUGAUCGAACACCUGCUGGUUGUAGACAAGAAGAAACGCUACACUGCAAUCGAUACACUGUCUCACCCAUGGAUCAUGUACAGUGGGGACAUGGGCAAAAUCACUGACAACGCAGAGCUUGAAAAACUGAAGACAAAAACAAGAACUGAACUUGAGGCUUUGGCAAAGACAAGUUAUGAUUCUUAUAUGAAGGUGAAGGAGAAGCGGGUUUAA